AUGCACAGCACUAUAGCGGUCGGGUUUGGCGCGUCGGGCAACGGCGGCGCACUGCGCCCCGCUAAACUGGGUCACGUGGAUGCGGCCCUGCUGCGGCACGGGACGCUGCACGCAAGUGGACCGAUAAGGGUGGCAACACCUACACAGGUGAUCGGCGGACUGUGGCAGGGUAGUACGGCACCUUCGGCUGUUGCACGAAUGGGCUGGGGAAGUGAUACGACGCUAGAUGCAAGUGGACCGAUCAGGAUUGCACCCAUACAGCUGUUCGAGUACGAGCGCGUGGUGCAGAUCCUGCUGAACGGGGUCUCCGACGUGAACCAGGAGGGCUUCGUGCAGCGCAUCGCCAUCUACCUGCUCAACUCGCUCGCGUGCCAAGUGGACAACACACAGAAGCGCUUCCUGGGCAACAACGGCGCUAUAGGGGUGAGUUCACCGCCGCCAUUAGGGGCAAGUUGGUACGCCGCUGUCGGUGUAUGCCGGUACGUCGCUAUGUGGAUAAAUCGGUACGCCGCUGUAGCGGUAAGUUGG
Molecule: messenger RNA, 528 nt
Organism: Iphiclides podalirius (scarce swallowtail)
Lineage: Eukaryota; Metazoa; Arthropoda; Insecta; Lepidoptera; Papilionidae
Source: the annotation of a GenBank genome assembly